AUGGAAGAACCUUUGAAGAACUGCACAACGCACAGCUUCCACCUGAUGGCAUUUUCCCAAUAUGUAAAACUGAAAAUGGUGUUUUUUUUAGGAAUUUUGUUGUUGUACCUGUUGGCUGUUCUCGGAAAUGUCAUUAUUGCUCUACUAAUAUGCCUGGUGCCCCAGCUUCACACUCCAAUGUAUGCCUUCCUAUGUAAUCUGUCUGUUCAGGAUACAAUUUAUGUCUCUGCAACUCUUCCAAAGUUUUUGUCUAUCGCAAUAACAGGAGACAACAGCAUUUCUUUCCAGGGUUGUAUCACUCAGAUGUUUCUGUUCACAUUUUGUGUUGGAACAGAUUUUUUUCUGCUGACGUCUAUGGCCUAUGACCGCUACGUGGCCAUCUGCUCACCUCUUCACUAUUCACUUAUUAUUAAUAAAAGUGUGUGUGUUACUAUGAUCGCUGCUUCCUGGAUUAUAGGCAUUUUGAAUUCCUUGACCCACUCUUUGCUGAUAUCCAAUUUAUCCUUCUGUGUUUCCCAAGACAUGGAUCAUUUCUACUGUGAUUUAAAAAUGAUGAUUAAGCUCUCUAGCAGCAACACUACAAAAAUUAAAAUGUUGCUUUCUGUAGAAUGCAUAUUUUUAGGGUUUCUUCCUUUUAUGCUGACAUUGACUUCUUAUGUGUAUAUCAUAUCUACUAUAUUAAAGAUUCGUACUUCAAAGGGACGGAUGAAGGCCUUCUCCAGCUGUUCUUCCCACCUCACUGUUGUGUUUCUCUUCUAUGGAACAUCUCUUAGUUUUUAUGUGAAACCAGAAUCUGAGGACUCUCAAGAAGAAGACACACUGCUCUCCUUGUUAUACACCGCUGUGGUUCCAAUGCUAAAUCCUCUAGUUUAUAGUCUGAGAAACCAAGAUGUUUGGAAAGCUAUAAAGAACACAGCAGGAAAAUGUUUGAAGCCCAUGAAACCAACAACAAACAGUUUGCCUGAAAGGUAUUAA
Messenger RNA from Spea bombifrons (plains spadefoot toad), 975 nucleotides. Its product is annotated as olfactory receptor 1G1-like. The record is from RefSeq and is a predicted model, not a curated record. Gene Ontology annotation, molecular function: olfactory receptor activity; G protein-coupled receptor activity. NCBI's taxonomy places the organism in Eukaryota, Metazoa, Chordata, Amphibia, Anura, Pelobatidae. Gene Ontology annotation, biological process: G protein-coupled receptor signaling pathway. Gene Ontology annotation, cellular component: membrane. Bases 1 to 975 code for a protein of 324 amino acids. The transcript has a single exon.